CUGCGCACACACACACCCAGUCCCACUCCGUGUGUAUACAAAACCGAGCCCUCACUUCCGCACUGAGGGGGGCCUUCUUUCCCCCCCCCCCAUCUCGUCCUGGAGCCCAUCUUUGCGCAACUACCCUCGGCUCCAACCUCAAAGAGCAGCGUAACCAGGGCCCGAGCCGGCGACCUGACGCGCAUCGAGGCGAGAAGGAGAAACCAACGGACCUCCCCGGAGGCAAGCAGGUGGCCUCCAUACCGCUUUCCCUUCCUUCGGGGGAGCGGCUGGGUCCGUUAACUGACAGCCAGAUUAGCCAAUCGCGCUGCGCACAACGCUUACUUGCCUCUCCCUCUUGCCCAGUAAACAGAGGCCUCUCUUCCCGGUUCCUCGGGCGCUGCUCCGCCCUUCUUCCAGCCCCUCCUGACCCGGCUGGCCGCCUUUGCCGGAGCCGUUCCCCUUUAAGAGGAGGCUUCGAGCCGUAUAUCCCGCGCCGGAAGCAGGGAGGCACGUCAAUUUCAGCCUCGCAGAGAGAGAGAGAAAGAUCUCGGUUUAGUGGUCAGAAAAGGAGAGGGGAUUUGCAGCUCUCCUAGGAACCGCCGGAGUUCGGUGCGGGCGCCUGGCUAUGGAGAAGGGGGCUUCGGUCUGGACGCGCUUUAAAGGCAGUUAUGUGCAACUGGAUGGGUAACAUGCAGCUGGAGGAGAGCAUAUCCUGAGAGUAAGUUUAUGCAGCCAUCCACUUCUGACUAUUUGCCCUUCUGUGAUGGAUGAGUGGAAACCCAACACACCAGCCAAGCCAUGGAAGAAACGCAGCUCGUACCUGGCCUGGAAGUACAAACUGAUGAACCAGAGAGCCCUAAGGAGAUUGUGUCAGAUGGGAGCUGUUCUCUUCUUGCUGGUGACUGUCAUAGUCAACAUAAAGCUGAUCUUGGAUACUAGAAGAGCAGCCAGCGAAGAGGAAGACUCUGCCCAAGAUUAUGAUGAAGGUUUGCAGAACCUGGAAAUCCCACGACGGCCUGUCCAUAGUAGGAAAGUUCUGGACAUUGAAGUUUACUCCAGCCGCUCCAAGGUCUACGUGGCAGUGGAUGGUACAACGGUUUUGGAAGAUGAAGCCCGGGAGCAAGGCAGAGGCAUCCAUGUAAUUGUGUUAAACCAGGCUACGGGGCAUGUUAUGGCAAAGCGGGUUUUUGACACCUAUUCUCCACAUGAGGACGAAGCCAUGGUCCUUUUCCUCAACAUGGUAGCCAAAGGACGCAUCCUUAUCUUCACAAUUAAGGAUGAGGGUUCUUUCCACCUGAAAGACACAGCAAAGAGUCUCCUGAAGAGUUUAGGGAGCCAGAUUGCUGCUUCCCUCAGCUGGAGAGACAUGUGGGCCUUUGUGGGGAAGAAAGGAGGUGAGGUCUAUGGUGAAAAACAUGCCAAGUCCCCAUUGCUUUCCUCGUGGGGAGAGCCAGUCCUGCUGAAAACGGAAGUUCAACUGACCUCUGUAGAAGAUGCAGAAUGCCACUGGCCAGAUACAGAGCUGAACCGACGCCGGAAGCGCUUCUGUAGUAAAGUGGAAGGUUAUGGUAGUGUCUGCAGCUGUAAAGAUCCCACACCUAUAGAGUUCAACCCUGACCCGCUCAAAGACAACAAGGUUUUAAAUGUGCCUGUUGCUGUCAUCGCAGGGAACAGACCCAACUACCUGUACAGGAUGCUGAGGUCCCUUCUUUCAGCACAAGGAGUCAAUCCUCAAAUGAUAACAGUCUUUAUUGAUGGAUAUUAUGAGGAACCAAUGGAUGUUGUCGAGUUAUUUGGCCUGAAAGGAAUCCAGCACACACCCAUCAGCAUUAAAAAUGCCAGAGUCUCACAGCACUAUAAGGCCAGUUUGACUGCAACAUUUAACUUGCAUCCGGAAGCCACACUUGCUGUGGUGCUGGAAGAAGACCUGGACAUCUCCAUUGACUUCUUUAGCUUCUUAAGUCAAUCUGUCCAUUUGCUGGAAGAAGAUGAAAGCCUGUAUUGUAUCUCUGCCUGGAAUGACCAGGGUUAUGAGCACACGGCCGAAGACCCUUCACUCUUGUAUCGUGUGGAGACAAUGCCAGGCCUGGGCUGGGUGUUGAGGAAAUCUCUCUACAAGGAUGAGUUAGAGCCAAAAUGGCCGACACCAGAGAAGCUCUGGGACUGGGAUAUGUGGAUGCGAAUGCCAGAGCAACGGAAAGGCCGUGAAUGCCUCAUCCCUGAUGUGUCACGUUCAUACCACUUUGGCAUUGUUGGCCUCAACAUGAAUGGCUACUUCCAUGAAGCCUAUUUCAAAAAGCACAAGUUUAACACAGUCCCCAAUGUACAACUUAAAAAUGUGGAGAGCUUAAGGAAAGAUACCUAUGAGACUGAAAUCCACCGGCUGCUCAGUGAAGCAGAGGUUUUGGAUCACAGCAAAAACCCAUGUGAAGAUUCCUUUGUACCAGAUACUGAAGGAAAGAUCUAUGUGAUGUACAUCAAGAUGGAACAGGAAGCAGAUUUCACCACCUGGACUCAGCUUGCCAAGUGCCUCCAUAUCUGGGAUCUCGAUGUACGUGGAAACCACAAAGGACUGUGGCGACUCUUCCGUAAGAAGAAUCAUUUCCUGGUGGUAGGAGUCCCUGCCUCUCCCUAUUCGUUUAAGAAACCUUCAUCCAUAACCCCAAUCUACAUGGAGCCCCAAGCUAAGGAUGAGGCUGUGGGUGCUGUAGCAGCAGGAGCAGAGCAAACGUGACAAAGGGAGUGAUGUGUUGUCCAUUUUGCCUUCAAAGCCUGCUGGGAAAGGGGCACAUGGAGUCACAGAGGUCUGUGCAGUCUGUCAGCUGUUGUCUCUGAAGGACUAGAGAACAGGGGCAAGAGAAAAGGGGCCUCUUUGCUGGCCCUGAAAUGGCUGCUGCUGAGCAUCAUUAGAUUGCCCUGGGGAGUCAGUAGCAGGCGCCUUUAAUUUUUUUCUAAGCUGCUGCAGCAAAUUGAUUGUCUCAUUUUACUACUAAUGCUUUACUAAUUGUGGUCAUCCUUUCCUCAAAUUGGGGGUUGGGCCAAUUUGAGCUAUUUGCAAGGGAUUGGUUCCCUUUAGAAGCUCUUUCCCAAUGGCUUCAUCAGGAUUUUUCAUUGUUAUUUAUUAACUCUGUGCGCUGGUAAUCAUCCGUCAAAAAGGCUCUUGUCCAACUUUAUGGUUCUGGUGGAUUUUGAGGUAGAUGUAACAGUGGAGCCAUGACUGAACAUUGGAAGCAAAUGAAUCCCUGGAGGUGUGUCUGGACACUCUUCAAACAGAGGAACUGACUUACCAAGGCCUAGCUAGUGACUGCAGAGUGGACCAUUCACAUGCACAACAAGAGUGAUUUUGUGUCAGGAUUAGAGGUUCGGCCUUGAUUUUGUGUCACCAAGGUAAAGUAUGCAAAUACCUGCACUGUGGACACCUUCUCUUUGAUGCUUGGGCUCAGAAUGUCUCUUCUUCUUAGAUCCAUAGUUGAGUUUGCCUUGCAAGAUUGUAAAUUUCCAGUUUCUGACCUUUCUGUACCCAGUCAUUCUCCUGGUUUCAUCUGAGGUAGCCAAUCCAUCUUGGUGAAACUCUUGCCAAGAUCCAUAUUGGCACUAACAUCCCUGGGAUGCCAGGCUUGGCAGUGUCGCUCUUCCCCAGCACAUCUUGGAGGCUACCUGUGAAAGGAGCCAAGAGGCGGUGAAGUUGAGCAAAGUGAAAAAUGCCUUGAGUGAGGAAACGCUGAUCAAGGAAACCUUGGUGUUGAGGUUGAGGUGAAGCAAAUGAAUUCAACUGCACCUUCAUUCUGCCUGCUGUUUUGGAACAAAAUUCAACAAACCCUAAGCCAAGGGCAUGGUUGUUCCAAGGUGACCAUCUGCAGUAAGCUGUUUCAUCUGCUAAUCAGGACAUCUCUACUUGGAGACAUCCCACCCAUUUUUCUACUUGUGGACCUGAUAGGACGUGAGCCCUGUUCUCCUGAAAUGAACUCAGUAUUGAUCUCUUGAGGUACAUGUGACUGAAACCUUCUUUUCAAGAGGAGGAUCUGGAGGUGCUUGCAUGCCCCUUUGGCAGGAAUGGUGAUGAGGCUUAACAGGUUUUCCUGGAUUCCAAAUUGGCUGAAUGGAGAUGGUGGGGCUGGUGUGGGAGAAAAGGUGGCAAAUUCAGGGAUAAGGAGGAGAUCACGGUUUCCUCUUCCACAUCCUGUGCCUUACAAAAUGAGGGAAGCCCUUAGGUCUAGAAUGUAGCUUUCCAUAGAAUGAGUCAGUGAACAGCUAAAGCAGGGGUGUGAGCCAUUGCAGCCCUCCAGACCAUUCUGGCCUGCACUGCCUAUAACCUCUCACCACUGACUACAUUAUGGCUGUUGGGACUGAUCUGAUAAAAGUAAAUAGGCUCUGGACAGCCACUGUCUACUGCCCUGGAGCAAAAAGAAGGCAAUACUGCUCACUAGAAGGCAGUUGGAUUCUAGUUUGGUACAUUCGUUUCCUCCUUUUUUGGUGGUGGUUGCUGCUGCUGUUGUGUGGCUUUUUGUUUCCUCUUUUCUCCCCGUCCUUCCUUCUGCUUCCAAGGUAAUCAGAUGCAUAGAAUAACAGAUGUUAUCCUGAAAUAUUAAGAAUGCAAUGGAAAAAGGGGUGGAGGACAGGAGGAAAGGAUACAGCACAGUGUCUGAUGAGAAUGAGACACAGCUGCAGGCUUCGUAAAUAAGAACCACAAUUGGCCAACUCUGAGCUUGUGAGUGUCUUGUUUUACAACAGGUGCCUUGCACAUUAAAAACAAACUCCUCUGUCUUCUA
Messenger RNA from Pogona vitticeps (central bearded dragon), 4751 nucleotides. It is a transcript of the gene POMGNT1, whose product is annotated as protein O-linked mannose N-acetylglucosaminyltransferase 1 (beta 1,2-). Gene Ontology annotation, molecular function: beta-1,3-galactosyl-O-glycosyl-glycoprotein beta-1,3-N-acetylglucosaminyltransferase activity. Lineage: Eukaryota; Metazoa; Chordata; Lepidosauria; Squamata; Agamidae. Gene Ontology annotation, cellular component: Golgi membrane. The record is from RefSeq and is a predicted model, not a curated record. Gene Ontology annotation, biological process: protein O-linked glycosylation via N-acetylgalactosamine.